Messenger RNA from Trichoplusia ni (cabbage looper), 736 nucleotides. Its product is annotated as keratin, type II cytoskeletal 1-like. The record is from RefSeq and is a predicted model, not a curated record. NCBI's taxonomy places the organism in Eukaryota, Metazoa, Arthropoda, Insecta, Lepidoptera, Noctuidae. Bases 418 to 660 code for a protein of 80 amino acids. The transcript has 2 exons.
CUUCUUGCCUUAAACUAUCUCUUGUAAUGUAAUCUAUUUAUAGUAGAAAAUAUAAAACUUCAGAAGCAAAGUUUUUUAAGUCUGUAAAGGAUUGAAGCCUGCUAUCCUGAGCUACUUUACACCAGAGUUUAAUUAAUGAAUUAAUUCGUAGAUGUCUUGGAUAUCCAACCAAAAAAGACACCAUUGAUUUUGUCAAUGUCUUGCCUACCUAGAUCUUGCAUUCCAUUCCAGCGUGAGUGCGAUACUAUUAAUUAAUUAUCAUAGUAAUACAAUGUUGAGAUCCACGGCGUUAAUGCCUGGCUUGCUGCGUCAUGACAUCUACGGUGUUUUCCCAAACCCAUAAGAACAAUAUAUUAAGGCGUUUUGUUCAAGUACUGGCCAGUGUUUGUUUAGUAGACCAACAUAGAACAUCGCAAAAUGGCAGUAUCCAAAAUUAUCUUAUUUGCCGUGGUUCUGAUCGCGUUGAUGGCAACAGUCGCCGCCCAGUUCGGCCGUGGUGGCUUCGGUAAUCGAGGUUUCGGCGGUAAUCGAGGUUACGGCGGUGGUGGCUUCGGCGGUGGCGGCUUCGGCGGUGGUGGAUUCAACCGUCGGGGAUUCGGAGGAUUUGGAAAUCAAGGCUUUGGACGUCGAGGUGGUUUCGGCGGAUUUGCUAGAGGAUGAUCAAUAAAUAGUGACGACAUGGAAACGGAUAAAACUUUUGUGAUAUAAAUGUAAGAUAAUAAAAUAUUUUGUAUUA